Hypomesus transpacificus is the source of this 2437-nucleotide messenger RNA. It is a transcript of the gene snx21, whose product is annotated as sorting nexin family member 21. NCBI's taxonomy places the organism in Eukaryota, Metazoa, Chordata, Actinopteri, Osmeriformes, Osmeridae. The transcript is spliced from 4 exons. The coding region runs from base 150 to 1328 and encodes 392 amino acids. Gene Ontology annotation, cellular component: early endosome membrane. Gene Ontology annotation, biological process: protein transport. The record is from RefSeq and is a predicted model, not a curated record. Gene Ontology annotation, molecular function: phosphatidylinositol phosphate binding.
CGUCAGCAACUGCAACUGCAUACAGACUGCUUUGGCCAGCAACAAGAGAGGAGGUAGGACUGUAGUCACACGUCCCACUCACAAGUUUGGGAUGACAUGCUGAUGAAAUAACGGUGUUUUACUAAACCAUCAUAUGGUGGUCUGAUGGUAUGGCCUCCCGGCUGUUGGACCGGCUCCGCCGCUCGUUCUUCAGAGACGGGGACGCGUGUAAAGACGAGGACGCCGUGGAGGACUUCCCAGAGAGCUCCGAGCUGGAGGACGACACUGAGUGCGUCUCGGAGCGCCUCGGCGGAACUCUGUGUUUCGACGGCUCAGGGGGGGAGACGGAGGAGGCGGGGGGGGAGGGCUCGGGGGCCGACAGCGACUCGGACUUCUUGGGGGAGUCUCUGGACGAGGGAUUCAUCAGCACAGACGCGAGUCCAGUCGGCCUGUCCCCGUCCGGCCCCUCCCUCCUGACCCGGCAACUGCAGGAGAGCUGGAGGAGCCUGCGGGGUCUGGGAGGGUCAGGGGGGCCGGGCGGGCCGGCUGCCCAGCAGGGGGAGAGGCUGCUGUUUGAAGUCACUGACGCCUGCGUGGUCCAAGAUGGAACCUCCAAAUAUGUGCUGUACACCAUCCUGGUCAUUCAAUCGGGGCUCUCCGACAAGACGCCGGCGGUGAUCUCGCGGCGCUACUCCGACUUUGAACGGCUGCACGCCCGGCUGCGCCGUCGCCACGGGGACGAGAUGCAGCGUGUCUGUUUUCCUCGGAAGAAGCUGCGUCGGAACUAUGUCGCCGAGACCAUCGCCAAACGCAGCCGUGCCUUCGAGCAGUACCUGAGCCACUUGCACUCCCUGCCGGGCCUGCGGGGGGCGCCCUGUCUGAGGGAAUUCUUCUACCUGGGGGACCUGCAGGCAGGGCAGGCCCUGCUCAGGGUCGGGCAGCACCAGGAGGCCCUGGGGCCUCUCCUCAACGCCCGCAGGCUGCAGGAGAAGCUUGGCCAGGAGGGCCAGCAGGCCUCCCACUGGCUGUUCACUGUGCUGGGCCUGGUGUGCUGCUUCCAGGCGGUGGAGCAGCUGGAGGAAGCGGCCGAGCACUGUGACCUGGCCCUCCAGGAGCUGGCCCCGCCCCCUUCUCAGGAGGCGGUGCGGCCCAGCAAGGUCCACCCCCAGCUGAUGCCGCUGCUGCAGAUCACGGUGCGUCUGUCCUGGAAGCUGUCGCGAGACAAGCGGCGCUGGGAGGCCCUGCUGCAACAGCUGCAGGAGGCAGGGGUGGACCCUGCUGGCCAGCCCAGCCUUCAGGAGUACCUGGUCAAGGAGAGCCUGCUGGAGACUGACCAAGAGCACGCCUAGACCACCUGCCCUAUGCAGACCAGCCUUAGACCACACCUACACAAGAUACCCUUAGACCUCUGUGGAGAAUCCCCAGCCCAAAGUGUGUGUGUGUGUGUGUGUGUGUGUGUGUGUGUGUGUGUGUGUGUGGAAUUGUCGUGUUUAUCACUAUACAAGUUUGCGGUUGUGACCCUCUAAAUCAACACUCCACUGACCUUCACUCUACCAGCACGCAAAAGACAAUCACUUCCUCCUGAGCACAAGCGUUGGUAACCUUGUUAACUGAACAGAGACUGAAGCUAAACACUAAAUGUUUUAAUAUUUACAGUGAUUUGUUGUAAUAGUAGUAAAAAGGUGCUGCUGUGAACGUGAAUUUCACCAAAUACUUUUUUCUAAUGUUUUCACAGCAAACAAUGGGUCAAUAUUUCGUAACCAGGUAAAGGCUGCAUUUGAUCAGUAUUUGAUUAACCUUUCAUUUUUAAUAGGACAUCUUACAUGAAAUGCAGUUAGAAUGUCUUCGUAUGGGACAUUGGAUUGUAAUAAGGGAAUAGGAUUUCAAAAUGAAACGUUUGCACAGCCCAAGUCUGACAUUAAAGACGGAUCGGUGACGUGCAGGGCGAGAUCGGAUUUUGCUUGUAUGCUAAUGAUGGUAGUAAGGGAAAAGCAGAGCUGGACGUACUGUAGUGCUCAGUGGAAGAGGCUGGCUGCGAGGUUACAGUCAGGGAAGAUUUAUUCUGCAUCAUUGAUGUGAUAAAGCCACUUUUAGCGUGUAUGUAUGUUUCUAGUUAACUCCCUUGCAAAAUAUAUUUAGUUUGUGUGUGCGAGAGAACAAGGUGGAUAGAAAGAUGGUAUUCAACAUUAGAGUUGGAGGACUGACCAGAGGGGUUGAGCUGUUUCCAUUCAGCAGACUACGCUAAGCAUUCAGAGCAUGUCAAUUAACGUAUGUGUGCCCAUGUACUGCUUUGCCUUUUAGCUACGAUAAUCUAAUUUGACUAACAAUGAGGAAAAUGUCCCACCCAACAUGCGCUACGAAAGAGAUACCUCUGUUUAUACCCACAAACAUUUCUGUACUGUUUGUUUUACUAAAUGUGGAAUGUAUUUUGUCAAAUAAACCUAUUUUAAACAACUUA